AUGUCUCCUAUAUCCAAGGAUAGCUUAGAUAUUAAGGCUGUUUGUUCGGCCAAUUGUUUAGCAAUACCACUAUCCUGCUCCUUCUUCCAAUUAAUAAGAGUAUCAUGCAGGUCAAACGAGCUUGUUUCAACUGAAACACUCUGCGGCGAGUUAUCCUUGCGGGCACGUUUAGUUCUAUUAACUUUAACAGAGUCGCUUACUCUUAUGGCUGCGGAGAUAUCGGGUUCAGAUUGUGAUUCCGCCUGGCAAAUACUACCAAUCUUAGGUCUCAACGUACUCGGAGCUUCGCAGAAAACAUUAGAAAUGGCGACUGAAUCCUUAAUUCCAUUAGAAUCAAAUCCCGAAGUGAUGAAUAAGUUCUUGCAAAAGCUAGGUGUACCUAGUCAAUGGGGAAUUGUUGAUGUGAUGGGGUUAGACACAGAUGCACUCGCAUGGGUCCCCCGCCCGGUCCUUUCUGUGAUAUUACUGUUUCCCACAUCUCAAGCCUAUAAAGAACAUAAGCAGAAACAAGAAACUGAAAUUUUGUCUAAAGGUCAAGUAAUAGCGAACGAUGUCUUCUACAUGAAGCAACUUGUUAGUAAUGCAUGUGGAACAGUGGCUCUUGUACACAGUAUUGCCAACAACACAGAUCAAAUAGGACUGUCUGAUGGUGUCUUAAAGAAGUUCCUAGACGAGGCAAAGCCCUUAGAUGCUGCAUCUAGAGGUAAAUUAUUUAAAGAGUGUGACGGCAUCAUAAAUGCUCAUAAAGAAUUAGCUCAAGAAGGCCAAACAAACACUCCAAAUGCUGAAGAACCUGUCAAUCAUCACUUUAUAACUUUUGUUCACAAAGAUGGUGUCUUAUAUGAGUUGGAUGGCAGUAAAGCUUUUCCUAUUAACCAUGGGGCAACUACAACUGAUUCUUUUUUGGAAGAUUCAGUUAAAAUUUGCAAGGAAUUCAUGGCCCGUGAUCCUAAUGAAGUUAAAUUUACUGUGGUUGCACUGACCGCUCAGGAUUAA
Arctia plantaginis is the source of this 996-nucleotide messenger RNA. Lineage: Eukaryota; Metazoa; Arthropoda; Insecta; Lepidoptera; Erebidae. The record is from the annotation of a GenBank genome assembly.